ACCACCAUGGCGCCAUUAAAGGUCUGCUCAAGAUUUCUGUUCUUCCCUUGUCCACUUCUGUUGCUCGUUACUAUUCAAGUCAUUGCUCAGCCAGAUUUUCAAGGCGUUGAAUGUUUUAAUGAGAAAGGUAACUACACCACCAGUAGCACCUACCAAACAAACCUCAACACCCUUCUCUCCUCCCUUUCUUCACCCUCUAACAACGGCAACGGCUACGGCUUCUACAACUCAUCCUACGGCCAAAACUCCGACCAGGUUCAUGCAAUCGCGCUUUGCAGAGGAGACGUUGAGGCGGACGUUUGCCAUAGCUGCCUCACAAACUCUACACAAAAGAUCACAGAGGUUUGUCCCAACCAGAAAGAAGUUUUUGGCUUUUACGAUGAGUGCAUGCUGCGGUACUCAAACCGUUCCAUCUACGGCAUCAUGGAAGACUCCUUUUCUUUCUGGUUGUGGAACACACAAAACAUAACGUCAGGUGUUGACGGGUUUUUUCAAGAGCUAAGGAAGCUGAUGGAUGACUUAACUAGUCAAGCUGCAGCGAAUGGUUCGCUUCGUAAGUUUGCAGUAGGUUCAACAACAGCUCCCAAUUUCCAACCAAUAUAUGGACUUGUGCAGUGCACGCCGGAUUUUUCCGAGCUAGACUGCUCUGAUUGCUUGGCUCGCGCGGUGGCAGAAAUCACAAAUUGUUGUGGGGGGAAGCAAGGUGGUAGGGUUGUUAAACCCAGCUGUAAUGUUAGGUACGAGAUCUAUCGCUUCUACGAUCCUACAACUGUGGCACCAUUGCCCUCAUCGCCACCAAGUCCUCCUCCAUCGUCAACCAACAACACAAAUUCAGGAGGAUCGAAGAAUAACACAUCUCGGACUGUCAUCAUUAUCGUUGUGCCAAUUGUUGUUGCUCUAGUACUAAUCAUAUUCAUCUUCGUUUGUUUAAGAGUAAGGAGAACAAAGAAAAAGCUUGAAACUAGGGGUGACGAUACAGAUGAAAUUAGAUCUGCAGAGUCCUUGCAAUUCGACUUUAGCACCAUUAGGGUUGCCACAGAGGACUUUUGUGAAGAAAAUAAACUCGGACAGGGUGGAUUUGGUCCUGUUUACAGGGGUAAGCUUUCCAAUGGAGAAGAUAUAGCUGUGAAAAGGCUCUCUACGAAUUCUGGACAAGGAGAUUUAGAAUUCAAAAAUGAAGUUUUGCUAGUCGCCAAACUUCAACACCGGAAUUUAGUUAGACUUUUAGGUUUCUGCUUAAAAGGAAACGAAAGGCUUCUUGUCUAUGAGUUUGUCCCCAACGCAAGUCUCGAUCACAUCAUAUUCGACACAACAAAGCGUGCACAACUGGAUUGGGAUAGGCGCUACAAAAUUAUAGUAGGGACUGCUCGAGGGAUCCUUUACCUCCAUGAAGACUCUCGUCUUAGAAUUAUUCAUCGUGAUCUCAAAGCUAGUAACAUCUUAAUCGAUGAAGAAAUGAACCCCAAAAUUUCAGAUUUUGGCAUGGCAAGGUUGUUUGUGCUUGAUCAAACUCAAGGCAAUACUAGUCGAAUUGUGGGGACCUACGGGUAUAUGGCUCCAGAGUAUGCAAUGCAAGGACACUUUUCUGUUAAGUCUGAUGUUUAUAGUUUUGGUGUGUUAGUUCUAGAGAUAGUAAGCGGGCAGAAAAACAAUUUUUUCCGUCAUGGAGAUAGCGUGGAAGAUCUUAUAAACUUCGCAUGGAGGAGUUGGAGAGACGGGACAGCAUCAAAUCUAAUAGAUCCGACACUGAAGACUGGUUCGAGAAAUGAAAUAAUGAGAUGCAUCCACAUCGGACUAUUAUGCGUGCAAGAAAAUAUGGGUGAUAGACCAACCAUGGCGUCGGUUAUUAUGAUGCUGAAUAGCUACUCUCUUACUCUCCCAGUGCCCUCGCAACCAGCAUUUUUUAUGCAUAGCAGCGGCGGAACAGAAUUGUCUGAGUCACGAGGAUGGGAGAAUUACUCAGGGGUGACAAAGUCGGAUCAAUAUUCCAAAAGCAGCUCCGUCAAAGUACCGGAACAUGAGGUUUCCAUAUUAAGUGAAACAUAUCCUCGCUAGAGCUUCAAGAUUGAAAUUGAUUUAUGAAAUUAUAAUGUAUUUGGAGUUUUAGUAUUUUUGUAAUUCAUUUUUAUUCUUUAUGGAUGGUGCAUGUGUUGGAGAGAGUUGACCUUUUGUAAUUAGUUUAGUUGCCCGUUUGGGUCCUUAUAAUCAGGAUGUGAUUAGGGUAGAUAUUAUUUUAUGUUUCUUCCCUUGUAAAUCAAUCUUGUACAGUAUAUAUUUCUCUUGGUGAGAAGAAUAACAUCAUACAAUUAAACCUCAAAA
Malus domestica (apple) is the source of this 2319-nucleotide messenger RNA. RefSeq names its product cysteine-rich receptor-like protein kinase 26. The record is from RefSeq and is a predicted model, not a curated record. Gene Ontology annotation, molecular function: protein serine/threonine kinase activity; ATP binding. Lineage: Eukaryota; Viridiplantae; Streptophyta; Magnoliopsida; Rosales; Rosaceae. Gene Ontology annotation, biological process: protein phosphorylation. Gene Ontology annotation, cellular component: plasma membrane.